Molecule: messenger RNA, 1371 nt
Organism: Microdochium trichocladiopsis
Lineage: Eukaryota; Fungi; Ascomycota; Sordariomycetes; Xylariales; Microdochiaceae
Exons: 4
Coding region: 1-1371 (456 amino acids)
Molecular function (GO): FAD binding
Source: RefSeq, a predicted model, not a curated record
AUGAGCAGCUCAAUCGCCAGUCAGCGUGACGGGAAGCAGCUCCCGGUCCUCAUCAUCGGUGCAGGCAGCUGUGGCCUGGCUCUGGCGAACGGUCUCAAGAACGCUGGAAUUCCCUACCGUAUCUUUGAGAGGGAAGCCCCCGGGACCCUACGGCAUGGCCGUGACUGGGCGCUAGCCUGUCACUGGGCGGCUCCCAUGCUCGAGCAGCUGGUCGGCCCCGACCGCUGGCCGCACGUCCUCAAGGCCCAGGCAGACCCGACGCUGCCCGUGCCGGGCGCCGACUACGUCAAGAUCCUCGACGGCGCGACGGGAGAGACGGUCAACGAGUUCCCCUUCCACGGCAUCUACCGGUUUCUCCGCAGCAAGCUCAGGGCCUUCCUGGCCGAGCCGGUCGUGGUCGAGCACGGCAAGACUCUCGUGCGCUUCGACAUCAACGACAAGAGCGCAGACCAGAGCGGCACCAGCAGCAGCAGCAACACCGUGACGGCCAUCUUUGACGACGGCACAGCUGUCGAGGGACGUCUCCUUGUCGGCGCCGACGGCAGCAAGAGCCUCGUGCGCGGCAGCCUGCUCCUUUCCUCCCCGCAGGCCUCCAGGAACAACCGGCUCCCCUUUGCCGCGACCUUCAUCGCCGCCUCGUAUACUCGCGAGCAGGCUCUCUUCCUGCGCUCGUACCACCCGCUGUUCAACGUGGUGCUGCACCCGCACGGCAUGGUGGGCAUGCUGGCCCUGCUCGACGCGCCCGACCCGGACAAGCCAGAGGACUGGGUGUUCCAGUUCUACAUCUCCUGGGCCUCGAGCCCUGAAGAGCAGGACGCCGAGGCGGCCCAGCAGGGUAUGGCGACCAAGAAGGCGCGGUGGGAGCAGGUCAUGGCCAAGAGCGCCGUGUACGGCCAGCCCCUGCGCAGCGCGUUCGACUGGCUCCAGGAGCGCAUGCAGGACGGGCAGGGCGACGACAGCGUUGGCGUAUUCUACGGCGGUGUGUCCAACUGGGACCCCAGCGCCGAGGGCCACGUCUGGGAUAACCGUGGCGGCCUCGUCACUCUUGUUGGCGACGCUGCGCAUCCUAUGACCUACCACCGUGGCCAAGGUCUCAACCACGCCAUUGCCGAUGCAGCUGAGCUGUGCAAGCUUCUGUCGUCGUCGUCGUCGUCUGCUACCGCAGCAGCAGCAGGAGAAGGUGGAUCGCAGCAGCAGCAGAAAGAACUGAUCGAUGCGUACGAAGCCGAGAUGCGCACGCGGGCAGGCGAGGAGGUCCGGCUGAGCGAGAUGAACACGCGCAUGCUGCACGACUGGGACAAGGUGCAGCACAGCCCGCUCGUCAAGAAGGGUGUCGUGCAGGCUCGGGCGGAGGAGGACGAGUCCAAAUGA